GUGUGGGUCUUUCCCUUCAUUCAAUACUCAUUCCAGAAAAGAAAAGGAGUUGGGAGGGAGGGGCAGGGGCAAGGGGCAUAACCAGAGAGACAGCCCAGCAGACCAUGGCACUCUCGUGAGAGGGACAAAAGGGGGUGUGACCGAAACAAAAGAUCCCAUUUUAUCCUGCGCACCCUCCCUUGAAUAUCCUGCGCACUCCCCCUAGGCCUAUCCCUACUCUAGUCCUCCCUCUUUUUGAGGAGCUGAGUUCUCGCUAUCCAACGGUCCCCUACCCCUACCCUGCAAUUUGUAUGUAAUUUGUAUUUCUCAAACCCUUAACCCUGUAAUUUGUUGGUAACCAACCUCUAGCGAUGACCGUUAAUGCACGUUUUAGAACUCUCCGCACUUCUCUGUAACCCACACCACCCCAACCCCCAGAUGCCUCCCCACUCUCUACCCUCCCUCCCAUGGCCUGAUCUCCCUGGAUUUGGGUUUUUCUUGAUGAAAUCAAAAUACCCAUUUGGAUUUUUGUGUUAUAAUCCUCAAAUUGUUUGCCAUUCAGAUCUGGGAGUCUGUGAAGAAGGAGAUAUUUGUGGCAGAGAAAGGGAUCUUCUUUUUCGCCAAUUGGUGCCAUAUAAUUGAUUGUGGGAUUCAUGAGAGCCCCUCAAAUUUGCUCAGUUGCAGGGAGAGAAUUCCAUCAAUGUGGGCUAAUUUGGACUGUGUGAAUGGAUGUAUGUGAAGAAGUAGAGCGAGCAGCAGCGCAGAAACAAACGGCAGAGGAGACCACAAGACCACCUUUGGUUCCCUCUGACAAGAACAAUGGUCUCACUCGCAGACCGCGAACCAGGGAAGUCAGUUCCAGGUACAAGUCUCCUACUCCCUCUGCGCCGUCUGGUCCAAGGCGCUGCCCUUCUCCCACCAUCACAAGAACAGUCGCAUCAGCGCCAAAGAGAGCCCAAUCUGUCGAACGGAAGCGCCCCUCCACGCCGCCUUCGCCGAGGAGCCCGUCCACUCCCGUCCACGAUUCGUCCAUUGAUGCGCAUUUGUCUGCCAGAAGGUUAUCCGCCGGCGGCCGGCUGCCGGAGGGUUUAUGGCCUUCAACUAUGCGCAGUCUCAGUGUCUCUUUCCAGUCGGAUACAAUUUCCAUACCAAUUAGUAAGAGAGAGAAGCCGGCACCUAAUGCCCUUUCUGAUAGAACCCUGAAACCAUCUUCCAAUGUUGCACAUAAGCCGGCUGAAACGCCUGGUGUUGCGCGGAAGCCUACGCCGGAGAGGAAAAGGAGUCCCGUUAAAGGGAAGAAUGCUUCUGUUUCUGAUCAGUCGGAGAAUUCUAAACCCGUUGAUGGUUUGCAUUCCAGAUUGGUAGAUCAGCAUCGAUGGCCUAGCAGAGUAGGUGGGAAGGUGUCACCCAAUGUCUUAACUAGGAGUGUGGAUCUCUCUGAUAAAACCACUAAAACUCCAGCAUUGCCGUCUGCGGGAACUGGGGUUUCCUUGCUGAGGAGAAUGCCCAUGUCCGAUGCUAUGAGUAGGCCAUUGCAAAAGUCUGUCAGUGACGCUGUGAGGCUAGUAUCAUAUAAUGAUAUUGGGAGGGCGGAGUUUGAUUCGCGUUCAGUUGAUGAUGAUAAGCUGCUCCGGGCAUCCAGACUGAACAAGCUGGCCACUCCAAGUUCAUUUGAUAGAAUGACAUUGACAACUCCUGCAGGAAGAUCUCUGAUUUUGCCUACUUCAGAUUCGGGAUCCAGAUCGCGCCCUUCUUCACCAAGCAGGUCAUCAGCCUCUCUUUCUCGGGGCAUGGUUAGCCCAUCGCGGACGAGGCCAUCUACUCCUGCACAUUCGAGAGGGGUUAGUCCGUCUCGGAUAAGGCCAUCCAGCCCUUCUCGUCAAUCUGCCAGUACAACUUCCGUUCUAAGUUUCAUUGCAGAUAUUAGAAAAGGAAAGAAGGGUGCAAAUCACAUAGAAGAUGCCCAUCAACUGAGGUUGCUGUACAAUAGAUUUUUGCAAUGGCGAUAUGCUAAUGCCCAAGCAGAUGCUGUGAUCUAUGUACAGAAAAUUAUUGCUGAGAAGACUCUAUACAAUGUGUGGAGCACUCUUCUAGCGCUGUGGGAUUCAGUAACAAACAAAAGGAUCAGCCUUCAACAUUUGAGGCUAAUGCUGAAGCUUACUUCAGUUCUGACUGAACAAAUGGCCUACCUUGAUGAUUGGGCUUUACAUGAAAGAGAUCAUUAUAAUGCUGUAUCUGGGGCUAUUGAAGAUCUGCAAGCAAGCACUCUUCGUCUUCCAGUUACAGCUGGGGCAAGAGCAGAUAUUGAAACUGUGAAGGUUGCUGUGUGCUCAGCUGUUGAUGUGAUGCAGGCAAUGGGAUCCUCAAUAUGUUCUCUACUUUCAAGGGUUGAGGGGAUGAACCAUCUGGUUCCUGAACUUGCUGAUUUAGCUGCUCGGGGGAGAGCUUUGCUUGAUGAAUGUGAAGCUCUGUUGGCUUCAACAGCAGCUAUGCAGGUAGAGGAAUACAGCCUUAGGAGUCAUCUUAUACAACUGAAACAAGCUUUGGACGGAGGGUGAAUCGUCAAUCUUGGUGUUCAGACACCUCCAUGACCUCUUCCUGAUGCUAACAAUUUACCUUUUCGACAGAUUCAAUUGGCAUUGCCUGCUCAGGCCUCAUUGGGUGUAAAUUUAUAGUAUUUUUUUUUUCCCUUUUGGGUUUACUUUGGUGAGAAUUCAUCCUGUUUUAUUCAUUUUUUACUUUUUUUUUUUUGCACGGAGCCAUUGGCUCCAUCACUACUCUACAUGUAAUUUUUUUGGUAUCACGCAAAUGAAAAGAAAAUGCAAAAGGAAGCAAAUGAUUGAAAUUCAA
Molecule: messenger RNA, 2829 nt
Organism: Malania oleifera
Lineage: Eukaryota; Viridiplantae; Streptophyta; Magnoliopsida; Santalales; Ximeniaceae
Product: AUGMIN subunit 8-like
Exons: 7
Coding region: 705-2537 (610 amino acids)
Biological process (GO): spindle assembly; centrosome cycle
Cellular component (GO): nuclear microtubule; centrosome; cytoplasm
Molecular function (GO): microtubule binding
Source: RefSeq, a predicted model, not a curated record